AGCUGAGGUUGCAGGGAGAACUGGAACUGGGCUCGCCGCAGGGGGAACCGGCGUUUGAAAUCUGCCCCCUCCCCGUACCCCGCUUCCGAGGGGGUGGGCGAUAGAGGGGAGGUUGGGGUUGGAGCAGGAGAGCGGGGGCCCCUCCCUUGCCCCUCCCCCCACCGGACUUGGUCGCGCCCGAAGUGUAACACUUUCUCUUUGUCGGAGGAGCUCCGCUGUUUCUUGUGCUGUAGCUCCGGUUGCGGCGGCACCCGUGGCAGCCCUGGCGGACGCAGGAGCGAUGGCAGCGACCGAUAUAGCUCGCCAGGUGGGUGAAGGUUGCCGAACCGUCCCCCUGGCUGGACAUGUGGGGUUUGACAGCCUGCCCGACCAGCUGGUGAAUAAGUCAGUCAGCCAGGGCUUCAGCUUCAACAUCCUGUGCGUGGGAGAGACAGGUUUGGGCAAGUCUACCCUCAUGGACACCCUGUUCAACACCAAGUUUGAGGGGGAGCCGGCCACCCACACACAGCCAGGUGUCCAGCUCCGGUCCAAUACCUAUGACCUCCAAGAGAGCAACGUGGGGCUGAAGCUGACCAUUGUCAGCACGGUGGGCUUUGGGGACCAGAUCAACAAGGAGGACAGCUACAAGCCCAUCGUGGAAUUCAUCGACGCCCAGUUCGAGGCCUACCUGCAGGAGGAGCUGAAGAUCCGCAGGGUGCUGCACGCCUACCACGACUCCCGAAUCCACGCCUGCUUGUACUUCAUCGCGCCCACGGGCCACUCCCUGAAGUCUCUGGACCUCGUGACGAUGAAGAAGCUGGACAGUAAGGUGAACAUCAUCCCCAUCAUUGCCAAAUCAGAUGCCAUUUCGAAGAGCGAGCUAACGAAGUUCAAAAUCAAAAUCACCAGCGAACUUGUCAGCAACGGGGUCCAGAUCUACCAAUUCCCUACAGACGACGAGUCAGUGGCAGAGAUCAAUGGAACCAUGAACGCGCACCUGCCGUUUGCUGUCAUCGGCAGCACAGAGGAGCUGAAGAUAGGCAACAAGAUGAUGAAGGCGCGGCAGUAUCCGUGGGGCACGGUGCAGGUCGAGAACGAGGCGCACUGCGACUUCGUGAAGCUGCGGGAGAUGCUGAUCCGGGUGAACAUGGAGGACCUCCGGGAGCAGACCCACAGCCGGCACUACGAGCUCUACCGCCGCUGCAAGCUGGAGGAGAUGGGCUUCAAGGACACCGACCCCGACAGCAAACCCUUCAGCUUACAGGAGACAUACGAGGCCAAAAGGAAUGAGUUCCUAGGGGAGCUCCAGAAAAAAGAAGAGGAGAUGAGACAGAUGUUCGUCCAGAGGGUCAAAGAGAAAGAAGCUGAACUUAAAGAGGCAGAGAAAGAGCUGCACGAGAAGUUUGACCGUCUGAAGAAACUGCACCAGGACGAAAAGAAGAAGCUGGAGGAUAAGAAGAAAUGCCUGGACGAUGAAGUCAACGCCUUCAAACAGAGAAAGACGGCGGCUGAGCUGCUCCAGUCCCAGGGCUCCCAGGCUGGAGGCUCACAGACUCUGAAGAGGGAUAAAGAGAAGAAAAAUAAUCCAUGGCUGUGUACUGAAUAGUAGCCCCCGCUACAGCUGGACUGGACUCCAUUUAGCCUUUUAAGCCAAGGUUCCUAUUUUAACUGACAGCUUUCCUAUGGGGGGGGCAGGCAGCAGCCCCCACCCCCCCCUGCCAUGUACUUCCACUUUGAGUCCCACCUCGUCUUCUGAGUUCUGCCUCCGAGUCCAUUGGCACUGAUCAUGACCUUCUUCUUCUUUAUUGUUUUUUUGAGGUGGUUUUUUUUUUUUUUGGAUCACUUUUUCUUUUUUUCAAAACGCACACUUAAACCAGGCUAUGCCAAAUUUUCAGGGCUUUCUGAAGUGUUGAGAAUGGGGAGGGGCUGUCCUCUCUUCCAUAAGAGAUCAUAAAUUGUAGGAAGCGAAAAGUAGAAGAAACAAGCGACGCUACGCACACGCUUUCUAUGUUCUAGUUGGCAGAGCAAGAGUGCAGUUUUGAUGUGUAUUGUUGGGUGAGUCACUGAUCGGUUAGUGGCCAGAGGCAAGGAUGUAGUAUAAGCUAGUUUCUUGAGAAAAAUCCAAGUCUCCUAGGGGAGCAUGUUAGGAGACCCCAUGCUCGGAGGUUCAAAACAAAACAAAACAAAAACUGGAUACUCCGCCAGUAGCUCAGAGAGAUCCUAAAUUAGGGCUGCAAGUCUCCUUGGGAAAGACAUGUCACUGGCAGCUUUGAUGUCUCAGUGUCCAGUUUUAUAGCUCUUUCCCAAGAAUCUCAGACUCAACCAAGCAGCCGGUCACCAUUUCCCCUGGGUUAUCAUUUGCAUCACAAAUGGGGGGGCCCUCUCAUUUGCAUUUGUUUACACAUUAACUACUUGAGGCCUGAGGAGCUCUGAAAACUUCAAAAGUAGUAGCCGGCCAGCCAGCCUUGGGAAGAACAUCCGGGCCUAGGCGGGAAUGUCCAGGCCAGGGAGAAAUUUUGGUCCCUCAAACAGCUACGACCCAAAGGAAAUGGAGACCCGGAGAAGUCGAGGGACUGGCCCCGAUGUCCCAGUGCUGUUUUGUGGCAGAAGCCAGGGAAAAUUCAGUGUCUCCUGACCCCGGCUCCGUGUCACAAAUGGAUUCAACCUGUUCCUCUCUAUGUUGCUGGAGACCAAGGUCUUUGGAUGUUGUUCUGAGAAAAUGAAUAAUUGGCAUUACAGGGCCUUUGAGGGUUUCCCCUGCCCCCAUAGAAAGCUAUCUGAGGAUGGAGAGGGUGGGGAAGGCAAAGCUGGGGACUCCAGGCCAGCUCCCGAGCCCAGUGUUUCUGCUGACGGUGCCUGUUGGCUGGUCAGCUUCCCUGGAAGUUUGGACUGCGGCCCAGGCACGCGAGGGUGAACAGGUACUUUACACGAUUCCUCGAUUCCUCGUAUUCAAGGAAGUUUGGUAAACAAAAACAUCUAACCUGCGAGUGAACAGAAGGCCUUUAGAAAGUUGAUUAAAAGGAUGAAAAUAGUUAUUUUACUGGGUAGCUUUUCUCACUGUAGACAAAUUUUUUUUUCUCCCCCUUCAGUGAAGAAGCUUUUUAAUUAGCACAAUUAUUAUUUUUUUUAAAAAUACCCUAAGUACUCUGUUAACUUCUGGUGAAACAAAUCCAGUCAUUAGAAAUGGUCUGCGCUUUUAUUUUCCCGGACUGGAAUGGAAUGGUUUUCCUGAAAAAUCCCCACACGUGACCACACACACACACACACCAUUUCUCUUAAGCAAGAGGUUUGCUUUUUCUUGCUGCGGUGCAGAUGGCUUUUGGUUUUGCUUUUAAUCAUUUGGCAUUCACACGUGGCUGUUUUUUGAUUAAAACGAGAAGCUUCAAA
This is a messenger RNA of Ailuropoda melanoleuca (giant panda), 3366 nucleotides long. It is a transcript of the gene SEPTIN6, whose product is annotated as septin 6. The record is from RefSeq and is a predicted model, not a curated record. Bases 281 to 1585 code for a protein of 434 amino acids. The transcript has 10 exons. Gene Ontology annotation, molecular function: GTP binding. NCBI's taxonomy places the organism in Eukaryota, Metazoa, Chordata, Mammalia, Carnivora, Ursidae.